AUUUGUCCUUUAGCACUCGAGAGAUAUUACUAUUAUUAUAAUUAUUAUUAUUAUUAUUAUUAUCAAUAUAGAGGAAGAGCUGCAGCCAUGGCCUCCAUGCUGGGGGCCUUCGUGAACGACUUCUUCACAUACGAGACGACCAAGUCUGUGGUGGUCAAGAGUUGGUCGGUGGGCAUAGUCAACCGCAUCAUCCAGCUGCUCAUCAUCAUCUACUUCGUCGGCUACGUGUUCCUCUACGAGAAGGCGUACCAGCAGAACGAUACCGGGGUCGAGUCCUCCGUGAUGACCAAGGUCAAGGGCUUCGGUUACCAGGACAACCAGGUCCAGGACACGGCCGACUAUGUCUACCCCCCCCAGGGCGCUGGUGUGUUCUGCAUUAUCACCAAGGUCAUCGUCACGGACAACCAGACGCGGGGCCUGUGUGAAGAGCCAUCCCUGGACUGCGCCAACCACACAGACUGCGAGGCGUUCUACGGCAACAACCUGGUCAACGGUGCAGUAACAGGCAGGUGUCACAAGAAUUUCAACGCAUCCGAGGGGAAAUGUGAGAUCCGAGGCUGGUGUCCCGCGGAGAAGAAGAGCUUCCCAAGAGAACCGAUGGUCGAUGUGAACAACUUCACCAUCUUCAUCAAAAACAGCAUCCGGUUCCCCAUGUUUGAUGUCACACGGGGUAAUUUCCCGCAGCACAUGACCUCCAAGGAGAUCAAGAGCUGCUCCUACCAUCCGGUCCGCAGCCCCCUCUGCCCCAUAUUUCGUGUGGGGGACAUCCUCAACUCCACCGGCCAGGAUGUCCACACCCUCGCCACCAUGGGAGGAGAGAUCGGCAUCAACAUCGCGUGGCGGUGCGACCUGGACUGGGACGAGGAGCACUGCAGGCCGCAGUACUCCUUCACCCGGCUGGAUGCACCCUUCAGCCACAACAGCGUCUCCAAGGGCUACAACUUCAGGUUUGCUCGAUACUACAAGAAGGAGGACGGUCAGGACUACAGGACGCUGUUCAAAGCCCAUGCAAUCCGCUUUGACAUCAUGGUCACUGGCAAUGCGGGGAAGUUCAGCACCGUUCCGACGCUGAUCAACACGGUGGCCGCCCUCACCUCCAUCGGCCUGGGGACGGUGCUUUGUGACAUCAUCCUGCUGAACUUCAUGAAGGGCGCUGACCAGUACAAAGCUAAGAAGUUUGAGGAGGUGUCGGAGGCUCAGAUUGAAGCCUCCAUUACUCAGAGCCAAGGCAGCCAGCUGUCACUCAAACAAGAAACCAAGACCCUGUGUGACUCGGGGGCCGUCUCUCUGUCCAAUGACCUGCUCCCCUGA
This is a messenger RNA of Gadus chalcogrammus (walleye pollock), 1311 nucleotides long. It is a transcript of the gene p2rx3a, whose product is annotated as purinergic receptor P2X, ligand-gated ion channel, 3a. Gene Ontology annotation, cellular component: plasma membrane; nuclear inner membrane. The record is from RefSeq and is a predicted model, not a curated record. The transcript is spliced from 12 exons. Gene Ontology annotation, biological process: response to ATP; monoatomic cation transmembrane transport. Bases 88 to 1311 code for a protein of 407 amino acids. NCBI's taxonomy places the organism in Eukaryota, Metazoa, Chordata, Actinopteri, Gadiformes, Gadidae. Gene Ontology annotation, molecular function: ATP binding; purinergic nucleotide receptor activity; extracellularly ATP-gated monoatomic cation channel activity.